Messenger RNA from Frieseomelitta varia, 3266 nucleotides. Its product is annotated as putative ferric-chelate reductase 1 homolog. The transcript is spliced from 12 exons. The record is from RefSeq and is a predicted model, not a curated record. Bases 565 to 2436 code for a protein of 623 amino acids. Gene Ontology annotation, molecular function: oxidoreductase activity, acting on metal ions. Lineage: Eukaryota; Metazoa; Arthropoda; Insecta; Hymenoptera; Apidae.
GAACCGUAUAUUCACUACAGUCUCUCGCAAGGUGUGGUUCUCAGCGUGCUGGUCAGAACUAUGCUCGUCCGGAAUCAACAAGUGCUCCUCGAGACUACGUCGGGAAAACACUUGACCUAACCGAACUCGGUGAAUAGCUUUUUCUUCCUUUUGGCCUCGUGUGCGAGCGAGAAAUUCGAAGAGGGCGCGCAUAGGUGGCAGAAAGAGCCGCGGAAACACAGAUCGGCGUGAGUUGACGAUCUUCGGUUACAAAUAUUAUGACAUCGAUUUAACUCGAUCGUACAGAUUGACCUUCCUGCCUCGAGAUUCGAUCGUGAGACGCGGAAUCGUUGAUGUGUGGUGUUGUUUCUCGUGCUUCACCGAUGGUUCGAUGAAUCAUUAAAUUUUUUUUUUCUGCGCCGAGAGAUGCAUCUGUGACGCGUGUGUUCCUUCGCUAGGAUCUCAAGACUUCUGUGUGUACACCGGAGUUCCGCUACACGUGACUUUACGCCUAGCCGACCGCCUGUUUAUUGUAUACUAUAGAGGGAACAUAAGAUUGAAAUUGACGAGGGAAAAUCAGCGAGUAUGAAGCACCCAAUGAAAGGAACGUUGGUAAUCAUUCUAAGCGUUCUCUGCAUGAGAGCGUUGGGUUUACCGAACGGAGCACCGCCAGGUUCGUGCGAAGAUCUGAUGCCUCGUCAUCCUGGAAGCUCGUACCAAGAAACUUACCCUCCACCUUACCAAGUUUUACCAGCUGCUGGACAAGGUAGAGUCCGCUUAAUUCUAGGAAGCCCUCACGGUCUUGCCUACGAGGGUUUCAUGAUACUUGCACGUGACUCCCAGACCGGUGAAUUCGUCGGAGAGUUCGCGAACUUGCCCGAUUUGGCAAAGAUCGUCGAAUGCACACCAGGUGUUAAGAACGCAGUGACUCACACGAAUACCAGCAAGAAACACAAUCUCGAGUUCGAUUGGGAGGCACCUGUGGAUUACGAGGGCACCAUUGUUUUCAAAUCCACGAUCGCGCAGGAUUACAGUACCUACUGGGUCGGCGUGGAAUCGCCGCAAGUUAACGUUCGCAAGCGAUCCAUCGACGUAUUGACCCCGUCUACUCCGAUCAGCACGCCGAGAACAACCACGCCGCCCUAUUACAGCCCGACCGUCGAUUACGAGACGACGGCUGCUGAGGACCCUUUCUACACCGGAUGUGGCUCGACGAAGAAUUGCUUCGGCACCCCUUCAGGAUGCGUCGAAGCAAAAAAUUGUAUGGCGGCAGUCACUGUGCUUGUGCGAGGAGACCGAUAUCUGUUUGAAUUACAAGCCCGCGAUAGUAAAUAUGUCGCCGUUGGCUUAUCAGAUGACAGUAAAAUGGGCGAUGACAGCGUUGUCGAGUGUGCGAACGAAGGAGGAAAAAUUGCAUUGCACAUGUCUUGGAACUCUGGAAAGCAGAAUAUACGCCAGCCUAUGCAAGAAGGAGCAGUCCAAUUGGAGUCGAGUGCGAUCAACGAUGAUGUAAUCACGUGCAGAUUUUGGAGAGAGAAAACCACUGUCGUUCAGGGCCGUGAGUUUGAUCUCGUCAAUACACCGUACAAUCUUCUCGUGGCUGCUGGCAAAGGUUUAAAAAAUAACGGUGUCGGAUUCCACGACACGGCGUUCGACGCUACCGGCGACGCAAAAUUAUUAGCCGACGUCGGUGGCUUCACUACGGCGAGCAACAUCCUAAUUCGUGUUCACGGUGCUCUGAUGCUGGCGUCCUGGAUCGGGACAGCGUCGAUCGGCAUUCUUUUGGCCAGAUACUACAAGCAGACAUGGGUCAGCUCGCAGUUGUGCGGAAAGGACCAUUGGUUCGCCUGGCACAGGUUCUUCAUGAUACUCACGUGGUCGAUGACGAUAGCGGCUUUUGUAAUAAUAUUCGUCGAAUUGGGUGAAUGGAGCUCGGAGACAAUACAUGCAUCCUUGGGAUUAGCGACCACGAUCUUAGCUUUUAUCCAACCGUUUAUGGCAGCGGCGAGACCUCACCCAGGAGCACCACGAAGACCUCUUUUUAAUUGGGCGCACUGGUUUGUUGGAAAUGCGGCACAGAUUUGUGGCAUAAUCGCAAUUUUCUUUGCGGUUCGACUGAAUAAGGCCAAACUCCCGGAAUGGGUCGACUGGAUUCUGGCUGCCUACGUGGUAUUCCACAUUCUGACUCACCUCAUCCUGACGUUCGUUGGAUGUGCCUCUGACAAACAGGCAAGUCAGAGGGUGAAUUCAUUCCCGAUGAAGGACAUGCACUCUCGUGGUUCAAUGGUCCAUCCGGAUGCAAGACAGGACGCUCCUCACGCUGGAAUAAGGAAAUUUAUCUUCGGCAUAUAUUUCGUCGUGAUCGCCCUAUUCGUCGCGGCUCUCAUUGUAAUCACUGUACUGGCGCCUAUAGAAGAUACAUGGAUCACCUUCACAAACACCAUUAAAAAUUACUAAGUUGCCGUUUUAAUGGCAAAACGAGCGUUAGAUUUACACCGCCUGACGACGCGUCGUGGCACGUUGUUGUGUCAGAAGUAACAUUGCGAUAAGUCUCAAACUGUUUCGCAUAUCCUCAUGUGACUGUUUGUAUGUAAAUGAAUAUUUGAAUUGACAUAAAUUAUCGUUUACGGUAACAACUUAAAGUGUGAGUAAUGCAUAUACAUACUAUUUAAUAUAUCGAUCGUUGAAAAGUACGUAGUUUGAAGUUUCUAACAGUAGAAACCUAACAAAUGGUAUUAUCGUGUUACAAGCGACAAUACAUAGAAUAUGUACGAUUCUCUCAUCUAUCCUAAAUAUUUUCCCAUACUUCCGAUUUCCGCUUUCUCUUACUUGGUAGACUGACUUCUAACGAUUGAUUAAAUAAUUGCUCGUGCAAAUUAUUCGUACAAAUGUCCGUCCAAAAUAAGAGUAAUAGCUUAAAUAUUUUAUUUUAUCUCACAUAAGAAGGCAUUAGUUUUUAUACGCCUGCGAUAUUAUUCGCAGCAUAUUGCUGUUGGAAGUCCACAAAGAGUUCUCUCUGCAAGGUGCUUUUACAUUUAAGUUCUCUUUACCGGUAAGACAUACGUAUAUUAUCCAUAUUUAUGAUGUAACAUUUACAGUAUUAGCGUUUACAAUAUAUUUUCGACUUUUACACUUGUUUAGAUUUAUUUUGUACUACGAUAAGUAUUGUUCUGCGCACGAGUGCAAAUAAGAGUUUGUGAAAGUGUUAUGGAAUUGCGCUUGAUUAACCGAUAUAAUAGUAUUUUUCACAUGUUAUUGAUUGUUAAUAAAUAAAAGUAUAUACAGAA